AUGAUGGAAUUAUCGACACUAUGUAUAGUCAUUGCUUUCUUUUGGUUGUUUUAUAGAUUAUUUUGGUACUUAUCAAUUCCUCUUUAUAAAUUAGCUUCCAUUUUGAAAAUUUCUAUACCGUAUGAUACAAAAGUUUCUAUCGAUAAAAUCAAUAUAGACUCUAUCACAAUCCAUUGGGAAAAUGAACCUUUACCAGUACAACCGAAUUCCAAUACCUCUACAAAAACAACAAAUAUAUCACAUUAUUAUUUAUAUUUAAAUAAUAUUCAAAUUGCAUCCUUUCCAAACAAUUCCAAUUAUUUAUAUACAUGUUGUUCCAUCACCGGCUUGAAACCUGCCACAGAAUAUCGAUUGGAUUUCGUAACAGUAAACAAUUUGGGGUAUAUUAGCAAACUGCCGCCCAUUUAUUGUAUGACUAAAUCCGAGGAAUCUAUUUCGUCUUCUUCAAAUUCCAGUAUUAAUGAUUUAAUGAAAAGCGGAGAAUGGAUUAGAAACCCAUUUACUUCAAUAUCAAAAUCAAACUCAAGCUCAAACUCCAAUUCUAAUUCAAAUUCAAAUUCAAAUCCUGAUUCUAUAUCAAAUUCAAAUUCUAAUUCAUUCACAAAUUUGAACGCAUUAACUACCACUAAUAAUAAUAAUAUCUUAAACACUAAUAGCAAUAUUACAAAAUCAAAUAAUACAACAGUUUCAAUCUUACCUUCAAAUUCAUCAAACUCCACUACUACAUCUUUUAGUACUCCAUAUUUAACAAGUUUAACCACUUUGAAAUCAUUGGAAAAUUUUUCUAUUGACGAUUUGAAAACAAUCCUAAUCUGUGCCCAAGAAGAUUUACAUGCUGUUUUAUCGCAAAAAAAGUCAGUCUAUGAAGAUUUUAAAGAUUCCAAGACUCAAUUAGAACAAGAAUUGGAAAACUUAAAAGUUCAUUGGUCAGAUAUUUUAGAUCUUAGAAAAUCAUUAAAAUCAAACAUAAAAUCUUUAGAAAAUUCAAAAUUAUCAAAUGAUUUAAAAAUUUCUCAUUUUAAUAAAAAAAUUCAAAAUUCCAAAAAAAAUAUUAAUAAAAUGGAGACCGAUAUUGAAAAUUGGAAUUCUUAUCAACAAAAUGAUUUAAAUUUACUUAAUUUGAAAACUUCUAAAAGUGAAAUUAUCAAUAAUUAUCAAUUAAAAUUAAAUGAUUUACAGUCACAAAUUAAAACAACGAAAUCCUCCAUUGAGACUUUACAAUUGAGAUUAAAAGAUUUAAAUAAUUAUAAUUUGAAGUUUGAUUUGAUCAUUUUAAAUCAAAUUUUAAAACAUUUAAAAAAAUCAAAAUCAUUUGAUAAAUAUAAAUUAUUAAUUCAGAUUAAUGCCAAUACCAACACUCAAUUGAUAAAAGGGAAAGAUUUUAAUUUUAAUGAAACUUAUAGUUCCAAAAUUAUAAAUAAUAAGAAUUCUUCAUUGAAAAAAAUCAUCAACAAACAAAUUGCCAAUUAUCAAUUAAUAGAAAAAAAUUGGUCUGAUGAAAAAAGUAAUUAUUUAAAUCAAAUUAAUGCCUUGAAUAAAAAAUUCGAUACCUUAAGUAAUGCAAAUAAUAAAUUAAGAACUGCUGUAUUGAUGCAACCUUUACAAAUGUCCAAUACCAAUACCACUAAUACAACUAUUGUUGUUCCAAACUUAAUGAAGUCAAAUUCAAGAUCAAGAUCUAAUUCUAGAUCAACUACAAAAUCUACUUCUAAGAGAAAUUCCAUUAUUGAUACUAAUUCAAAUAACAUCUAUAUGUCAACCAACCAAAAUAAUUCAUAUCUAUCGAAUUCAAAUUCCAAAUCACCUGUUCGUAAUGAGACAGGUUAUAAUGAUUCGAGAUCAACUAAUCAAAAAAAUCAAAAUUCAAAUAAUAAACGUAAAAAAUCUCUCAAUAAGCGUAAAUGUAAUAAAUCCAUAAGUACAUCAAAAUAUACUAAUGAUGACAGAUAUACUAAUAAUGAUAUUAACAGUAAUAAUAAUAAUAAUAAUAAUAAUAAAAACAAUGGAACCAUAAAUAACAAACUAAACUCCUCUUCCACAAUUGUUGGGCAACAACCAUCUUCUGUAUCUCAAUCAAAUCAACCUUCAUCUAUAGCAAUGACUACCCCCUUAUUAUCAUCAACUUCAAUGACUACUCCCUCUUCAUUACCUCAACAACAUCAAGCUUUACUUGAAGCGCAAUUACAAAAUGGUUCUGUUUUGCCCUACAAUUAUUUACCAGAUCAGUUAUUUCAAAGCUCAUAUCCAAAUCAAUCAGAUCCUUCAUCUGCUUUAACUCCACAAAACUCUAUUCAAGAAUCAUUUAAUCAAUCUAAUUUUUCCAGAGGUUUACCAACUGCUUCAAUUCCACAAGCUCAAGUGAUUCCUUCAAACACUGUUUUCCCAUGGUUACUUAAUAGUCAGCAAAUGAAUAUCUCAAAUAGUUCUACAAAUAACAUAACCAAUAACUCAACUAGUGAGCCUAAUUUGGAAUAUGAUAAUUCUAAUCAUUUAUUGUCUGGUUUACAAGACAUGAUCUUAGAUGAAACUGAUACUCCAGACCAAAUUAGUAAUUUUUCAAAGGGCUUCACUACUGAUCAAUUGGAUAAUUAUUGGAUUACUAAAAGAUCUACAUCUAAUUCAAAUUCUAUUAUUAAUUCUCAAUCAAAUCCAACAUCACAUCAAAAUUCAAAUUCUAUUUCUGUAAAUAAUGAAAACUCUAAAGUGAGCAAUAAUAGCACUGGUAAUACAGCUCAUAAUAUUACACCUACAGUGAUGCCAAGAGCAUCAAGCCCAUUGGCUAAUUCAUCAUUGACUGCCUCUCCUCCACCUCCACACCAACCAUUUCUCCAAGAAUUUGUUCCACCAAGAGCUAGUUCUCCAUUGGCAAUGCAGUUUGAAUCAUUACUAAGAUCAGACUCUGCUCCAUCAAAUUCUCAUCAGCAUCAGAGUUUGUUGGCAGCAACAUUAAAUGAUUCUAUUUUAUCUAGCUUCACAGAUCCUUUAUCUGCCACUCAAAACUCGGAUUCUUUUUAUAGUCUACCUCCCACUACUAAUACUUCUAAUGCUGUUGGAACAUCAGGGAUCAAUACAAAUGUUGAAGUAAUGUCUGCCGCAAAUGCUAAUAAUAUUGGAAUGGCUAGUAAUAGAAAUUCCUCCAACCUCUCUAAAAAUACUAAUCAUCCAAACCUAUCACCAUUUGUUUCGAAUGAUGGACUACUUCUGGAUAGCGGUUCUAUGCUGAGCAAUAAUAUUUUGACUCAUACUACAACUAAUCAUUCCACAGGGACAAAUAACGGGAAUAAUGUAUUAACACCAUCCCAAGUUCAAGUUAAUUCUCCAAUGUUCAAUUCAAAUGAUAUUUGGCAACCAACUACUAUGGAAGAAAGUAUAGUUGGGGCGAGUACUAAUGUAAAUGGAACAGGAUCGUCAGUGAACAGUCUAAGCACAACACCUCAUUCUAAUUUCCAUGUACGAAACCUGAGUAGUGGUAGUAUUGUCACAAGUGUUGGUAAAUUAAAUGUUAGAGCUCAUUCAUCACCUUCAAAUGUUACAAUUGUAGAAUAUCAUGAUGAGUCUACUCCUAAGAAGAAACAGCCUUCACAGUUGUUAUCGUCUCAGAAUACACGAUAUAUUCAAGAAGAAUAUCAAGAUCAAAAUGAAACUCAAAGUGAUGGUCAAAAUACUGAUUCCUCUUCGAAUAAGCCAGCGGAUAAUAAUGCAACUAGUGGAAUGUCCAAACUUUUAUCCAAGAGUGGUAUGAACCACUUGUUCAAACUUUCUACUCAUGACCAAUAA
Messenger RNA from Henningerozyma blattae CBS 6284, 3777 nucleotides. RefSeq names its product Gta1p (gene GTA1). The record is from RefSeq and is a predicted model, not a curated record. The transcript has a single exon. The coding region runs from base 1 to 3777 and encodes 1258 amino acids. Gene Ontology annotation, molecular function: protein binding. Lineage: Eukaryota; Fungi; Ascomycota; Saccharomycetes; Saccharomycetales; Saccharomycetaceae.